AUGACUAUUGAAUCGAAUAAUGAUUCGGCUUUAGCCGUGGCAGAACGUAAUGGUCACACUCAACUUGUUCGAAUUUUAUGUGAAAAAACAGCUGAAACCGAAGAUCAAUCUCAUCUUCCCAAUACUUCACCCACAGAAUGGACGAUAGCACAGGAGCACAACGAAAGACGUGCCUUCGAGCGCAGACGUGAGCUUAAAUAUGAAAUCGAAUCAGAUGAUGAAUUUAUUAUGUUUAUUGAUCGAAUAAAAAGAUGGUAUAUUGAAAAAAUUCUAGUUAAAUCUGAGGAAAAACAAAAAAUUCUAAAGGUUUUUGAUAGAGCAGAAAAAGAACUCGAUCCAACGUAUAUAAUAAAAGCAUAUACAUAUGAAUCUGAUUUUUAUAGAAUAUUAAAUACUCAGCUAUCACGAGAACAUUUUAAUUAUGAUUCUAAUGAUGAAAAAAGCCAAUGUGCGCGCAACUAUAUUCUUACACUAUUAAUGAAUCAUCCAAAAUUAAAUGAAUACCGUUUCACCGGCAAAACAUAUCGUGGUAUGUAUAUGACAGACCACGAUUUUAAUCAAUAUAAAGUUGGUAUACGUAUAUUAUAUAAAUCAUUUUUAUCAACAACAAAAGAAGAAGCUGUGGCACUUCGAUUUAUUUGCCAGCCAAAUUUUAAAUUACGCGUUAUUUGUACAUUUAUUAUUCGAAAUCAACAAACAGCACUUGAUAUUGAGAAAAUAUCCGCAUAUUCAGGUGAAAAAGAAGUAUUAAUACUGCCAUAUUCAGUAUGGGAAGUACGAAAUAUCCGACAAAUGCACCGAAUAGAAAUUGAACUUGAAGAAUGUGAAACUCAGCGAAUUUCUAUCACUGAAUAA
Didymodactylos carnosus is the source of this 855-nucleotide messenger RNA. NCBI's taxonomy places the organism in Eukaryota, Metazoa, Rotifera, Eurotatoria, Philodinida, Philodinidae. The record is from the annotation of a GenBank genome assembly.